AUGACAUGGAAUAUACGGGACAUUAACGAUCCCAUCAAAAGCAAGGAAAUUCGUAAAAUUAUUGAUGAUCAGAAGCUUACUAUCUUGGGAAUUCUUGAAACCAAGGUGAAGGAUCGCAAUGUUGAUAGAAUCAAAUGUCUUUGUAUGGACAGUAAAUGGGGCUUGUUACAUAACUCUAAUAAUAGAACCGAUAGUAUUUGGGUUAUUAUGGUUGAAGCUAAAAGCAAGAUUGAUGAUAAUUCUUUUCGGUUAGCUAUUGUCUACGGUAUUAAUUCGAUCACAGACAGAAGUCUAUUAUGGAGAUGUCUAAAAGAUAGAAUUGAUGAUAAAGACCCAUGGGCAGUUUUGGGGGAUUUUAAUGUUACUAUGGCUGAAAAUGAGAGAAGUCCGGAUUCUGAUUUCAUUCAUGACAUGAUUGAUUUUAAUGAUUGCAUUCGUGACAUUGGUUGUGUUGAGCCAACCAAUUCUGGCAACUUCUUCACUUGGUCCUCGAUGAGAGGUGAUGAGCAUAUCAGAAGGAGCAGAAUCGAUAGGGGUCUUAUCAAUGCGAGUUGGGCUGUCAAAUACCCGAUGAGUCAUAUCCAUGUCCUUAACCCGGGAAUCUCUGACCAUUGUCCGAUCAAGCUUUUUUGGGAGAAGGAUAAGAAGAUGAGACACACGUUCAAGUUCUUCAAUUUUUGGAUGGAUAAAAGCAACUUCAAAAGCAUCCUUAAUGAGGUUUGGAGUACGCAGGUUGAUGGUUCCAAUAUGUUCAUGGUUUCUGAAAAUUUAAGGCUCCUUAAGAAUCAGCUUGUUAAGUUUGAUCGCAGAAAAUUUAGCAACAUUUCUAAGAGGGUAAUGGCUGCUAGAGAGGUUCUUGAUGAGGCUCAAAAAGACAAUGCAGAUUUUGUGCAAGGCCAGGAUCAGAUUCAGGAUUUGGCUGUCCAAUAUUAUCAGGGUCUUAUGGGUACUAAGGCUGGGCAGCAGUAUAGUCAUCUUAAUACGCUCUAUCAGAUUGUUGACAAGAGGAUUUCUGUUGAUGAUAGUCGUGAUCUUAUUAGGGUUGUCUCGAGAGAGGAGGUUUGGAAGGCCCUGACUAAUAUUAAUGGUAACAAAAGUCCCGGUCCAGAUGGGUUUAACGCGGAGUUUUUCAAAGUAAAUUGGGACAUUGUUGGUCAUGACAUUACAGAGGGGAACAUUCUUAAAGGUUAUGGGAAAAAGAGGAUCUCGCCUCAGGGUGCGUUUAAAAUUGACAUUCGCAAAGCUUUUGAUUUCGUCAAUGCGUUUCUACCUCCCGUUUCGUUGUGUGUGUCAAUGGAGCGCACGUUGGCUACUUCAAAGGCGAAAGUGGCAACCGUCAUUACACUUUCCACCCUUUCUACGAGGAGGAGAAGAUUACUCACCUUUGUUUUGCUGACGACUACACGUGCCGAUGUUGAUACCGUUAAAACUAUAAAAGAUGCUAUUAACUUCUUUUAUGAUGUUACAUGUUUAUUGAUUAAUGAGGAAAAAAGUGCAGCGUUCUAUGGCGGUGUUAAUGACGAAAUAAAGGCAAGGAUACAAGACAUCAUGGGCAUCUCUGAAGGGUCGUUUUCGGUCCGUUACUUGGGGAUUCUACUUACGGUAAGGCAGAUUCAUGUAGUACAUUGCAGGCCACUUAUUGAGAAGGUCAAAAACGUGAUUAUGGGUUGGGCUACCAAGAAGUUAUCUUAUGCGGGAAGAAUUGAAUUGGUGGGCAGCGUGGUAAUGGGGCUUAUCGGGUAUUGGUCUCAACAAAUUGUUCUUCCUAAGAAGGUGAUGCAGGAGCUUGAUACAUUAUUACGGGACUUCAUUUGGGGCACUCAUGGCCGUGGGGGAAAAAAGUCAAGUGGACUGAUGUGUGUAAACCUAAGGAUGAAGGAGGUGUGGGUUUGA
This is a messenger RNA of Impatiens glandulifera, 1893 nucleotides long. RefSeq lists its product as uncharacterized. The record is from RefSeq and is a predicted model, not a curated record. Lineage: Eukaryota; Viridiplantae; Streptophyta; Magnoliopsida; Ericales; Balsaminaceae. The coding region runs from base 1 to 1893 and encodes 630 amino acids. The transcript has 6 exons.